Molecule: messenger RNA, 2159 nt
Organism: Cydia pomonella (codling moth)
Lineage: Eukaryota; Metazoa; Arthropoda; Insecta; Lepidoptera; Tortricidae
Exons: 3
Coding region: 508-1965 (485 amino acids)
Source: RefSeq, a predicted model, not a curated record
ACAGAAAAGGUUUCCUCAAAAGUUUUGACCCAAUUGUACAGUUUCUAAUAUACUUUCCUUUAAAUCAUUUAUUUCGUUUUAUGUUUGCUAUAAACUGAAAUUGAACCGUUAUCAGAAACCAGCUAAACUGAAUUCGAGCUUCAAGAUGUCCUUAGCACACGUAACAUAUUUCCUACUUUUCCUAUCCGCAACCCACGGGAGCCGUCAAAUAUUUCCUGAUAUGUACACAAACUUCAUUACGACAGAGAACCAACCAACUUGCAACAAAACAACUAAUGACGAUGGAAAGCAAAGUGUGCCAAGUGGUAUCCUUAAAAUGCUUAAAGCAUUGAAAGAACAUGAAUUGGAACAUAAUCCUUAUAAGGAGCAAGCGGAAGAAUUGGGAGAAGUGGUAGAUAUGCUGAGCAACUUACGAUGGCCAAAACAAAGAGAGUGGAAUUAUUUGUAAGGACACAUCCAAGAUUAUAAGAUUAUAUACAUAGCAAAGAUGUGGUUAAACAAUAUGAGAUGCCACGACUUCUAUGGAAGCAGCUUCUCAUAGUAUCAUUUUUAUUUAUCGUCGGCGACUGUACACUGCCGUCUCAAAAAUUAACAGGAAUCAAGAAAAACACGCUUUCCCUGCUUGAUAUACUUUCGGAAAAACUUGCGAGGGAGCAAAUGAAGCGACAGAGCGCUUCGGAUACUUUUAAGGCAAUUUUAUUUUCUGAAUCUUUACUAAAGGAAAGUAUGUUCCAUAAAUGCAAAUCGCCACAAAAGUUAAAAAACAAUUUAAAACCAUUUAUAACCUCUGAGAAACCGCAACCGUCGAAAAAUUUGCAAAACUUGGAAACUGUACGAAAUGUGGCCUGGGAAAAGUUGCUAGAUCAGUACCCGAUGAAUAAAAAAUCAAUAUACUCACAUAACCUAAGUCCUGUAGGAAAAUAUAUAGCAAAAAACUUGGAAACUGAAAGAAAUGUGGCCUUAGAAAAAUUGCUAGAUCACCACCCGAUGAAUAAAAAAUCAAUAUACAUACACAACCUAAGUCCUGUAGAUAAACAUACAGCAAACAACUUGGAAUCUGAACGAAAUGUGGCCUUAGAAAAAUUGCUAGAUCACUACCCGAUGAACCAAAAAUCAAUAUACAUACACAACCUAAGUCCUGCAGAUAAACAUACAGCAAACAACUUGGAAUCUGAACGAAAUGUGGCCUUAGAAAAGUUGCUAAAUCACCAUCCGAAGAAUAAAGAAUCUUUAAACGUACACAAUUCAAGUCAAGUAGGAAAAUAUACAGCAAACAACUUGGAAACUGAACGAAAUGUAGACUUAGAAAAAUUGCUAAAUCACCAUCCGAAGAAUAAAGAAUCUUUAAACGUACACAAUUCAAGUCAAGUAGGAAAAUAUACAGCAAACAACUUGGAAACUGAACAAAAUGUAGACUUAGAAAAAUUGCUAAAUCACCAUCCGAAGAAUAAAGAAUCUUUAAACGUACACAAUCCAAGUCAAGUAGGAAAAUAUACAGCAAACAACUUGGAAACUGAACGAAAUGUAGCCUUAGAAAAGUUGCUAAAUCACUACCCGAAGAAUAAAGAAUCAUUAUACGUCCACAAUCUAAUUCCCGUAGGAAAUACUAUAGCAAACAGAAUACAAAACAUUUUAAGUUUGUUAAAAGAGGCAAAUCAUGAAACAAUUUCAAAGGACCAAAAUAAUUAUUUAUUGCCAGGUUUGCCAGAAGUCAGAUCUCAAGAAAAAACAUUGUAUGAAAUAUGGAAUAGAUUUCAAUCAAAGGUUCUGGAGAAGCUGUUUAGCACAAAAACCACCGUACACGCAGGACGAUGUGGCACUAGAAGACAAGAUGCGAAUGGAACUAGUACCGAAUGCUAUGUAUAUCCCUACUAUUAUUAUCCAGCAUAUUACCCGUAUUCAUAUGCUUAUUACUAUCCGUAUUCCUAUGCUUAUUACUAUCCGUAUUACUGGGGACGUCGUUGAUAUAUAAAUUUAUGAAUUACAUACCUAACUAUUAAAAAUCGUUUUUAUAGUAUGUACCAACACAUAUACACCGUGGGCCAAUUAAGCCCGACAGAUUUCAACCACGCAUUCCUGAGGUUUAUUACUUACCUAAUAAGGAGCAAAAAAAAUAUAAGUUUUGGCCUGGAAUUAAAAAAAAUGUUGUUUAUUUAAAA